Erpetoichthys calabaricus (reedfish) is the source of this 2283-nucleotide messenger RNA. It is a transcript of the gene spry2, whose product is annotated as sprouty RTK signaling antagonist 2. Gene Ontology annotation, biological process: negative regulation of fibroblast growth factor receptor signaling pathway; animal organ development; multicellular organism development. Lineage: Eukaryota; Metazoa; Chordata; Cladistia; Polypteriformes; Polypteridae. Gene Ontology annotation, cellular component: cytosol; membrane. Bases 565 to 1512 code for a protein of 315 amino acids. The transcript has 2 exons. The record is from RefSeq and is a predicted model, not a curated record.
GAGCGAGAGAAAUAGAGAGAGCGAGAGAGAGAGAAACUCGAACGCACCUCAGCUCUCAAAACAGCUAAACAUUCACCAAGUAGAGCAGCGCUCUUCCAGACACCACCAGAUCCCAAAGCACUGAAAUGCACGUCCUAAUCUGAAUCCGAUCUGCAGCGCUCUGCUUUGCUUUUCGCUGAAGUCGCAACAGUUUGCUGGAUUCUGUUUACUUUCUUUGCAAAAGAGUAUUCGCUGCAUUACUUGGCCCCCGCUGACGCCCUCGUGUUCGCCGAAGGAAGAAUAUCUUUCCUGCAAAGUCUUAAGGCGGACCGUGAAAAUUUGAAUUGGAUCAUUCAAGACUCUAUGUCCUGUUUUGGGAAGUGCUGUAUUAUUAUUAUUGUUUAGUUAUCGUUAUUUUUGGGUGGAUUCUCAACUGGACUGAAAUUAAUUCUGAUUCGUUUUCCUCCUAUUCCGCUUGGAAUUAUUUGCAAAUUCAAGAGAAUCUAAGGAGAGGGGUGCAGCGCUGCGAUCACGGAUUUCAGAUGUGUUCUAGGUCUGUUGGAGUGAUCGCUCUUCAGAGUACAGAUGGAGACAAGAACUCAAAACGGCAGUGGUUCUCCUACCCUGCUGCAUUUUUUGCUUGACGGUGGGAGGCAGCAUAUGGGAGAAAUAGACACAAGAGAUGGAUUGAGUCCACAGGUUCAGGUGUUGUCACUUGAACAAAUCAGGAUAAUAAGAAGUACAAAUGAGUACACGGAAGGACCUAUGGUGGCUCCAAGGCCUGGGGUAAAGCCUGUCACUUCCCAGCCUCCCCAGCAGAAGACUGAAAGGGUGCAUGGAUUGAUGAGUGAGCAAGAGCAUCAGAGGUUUACACACAGAGGUCAACACCACCAUUCUUCACACUCUUCUCGAGUGCCCUUAACUCGAUCAACCAGUACAAUGAGUACUACUUCAAGGAGUAGUACCUCUUCAGAACAAAGACUUUUGGGAACAUCUCCCUCGCCGCCAGGUCAAAUUGCAGACCGGAUAAUCAGGGUACAGCCCAAGUCUCCGGAACUGAAGUCUGAUAUGCUGAAACCCUUGCACUUAGAAGAGGGUGGCAAACACAUGUACCGUUGUGAGGACUGUGGAAAGUGCAAGUGUGAGGAAUGCACCAAUCCCAGGACUCUGCCCUCCUGCUGGGUUUGUGACAAACAGUGCAUUUGCUCAGCUCAGAACCUGGUUGACUAUGGUACUUGUAUUUGUUGCGUAAAGGCCAUUUUCUACCACUGCUCUAAUGAUGAUGAACAUGACUGUGCUGACAACCCUUGCUCAUGCAGUCAGUCCAAUUGUUGUGUUCGGUGGUCUGCCAUGGGCUUCCUGUCCCUCUUUUUGCCUUGUUUGUUGUGCUACCUUCCAGCCAAAGGUUGCCUUAAAUUGUGCCAAGGAUGCUAUGAUUGUGUGAAACGACCAGGUUGCAGAUGCAAAAAUACAAACACAGUAUACAGAAAAGUCUCAAAUCCCUCACCUCGUAGUUACGAGAAACCAACAUAAGAGGCACGGCUCUCUCAAGAACUUUCUUCAUACACAGCAAAAGCUAACAAAGUAGUUCGGGCACUGUAGUUAUCAAGGGGGGGGGGGUUUGGGUUUACUUAGUGAUUUUUAAGUGACCCACUUUUAGCUGCCAUUUUAAUUGGAAAAGCUUUUUGAUAAAUCCCAGCCUUUUUUUUCCCCUUCAUUCUGAGGCUUAUAUCCAGAGUGUUAACUGUUCAGAUUUCAAGUAACUGAUAAACUAAAGCUGCAAAAAUCUUCUUGACCCUUUGUGUAUUGUUUGUGAAUAAUUCUUGAAAAAUAUGUAAAUUAGCAAAUUACUUUUUGUCCAACCAGAGAUAAUGUUAUUAUAUUUUUGUAUAUAUAAAAUUGCAACUGUGAAAGAAUGGUGCCACACUUGGUGGCAUCUGGAUAAAAUAUUAUACUAAUAUGUUGUACAUUCGGUUGAAUGUGAAUCAAUCAGUAUGUUCUAGAUUAUAUUUUGCCUUACAAAAGCCACCCUUUGUGAAUCUUGUCCCCUCAGCCACUUGUAUAUUGUACAGUGACCAUACAAAAACAACCUUUAUUUUCUAAUUUUUUUCAACAUAUUGUUUAGUGUAAAGAAUAUUUAUUUGAAGUUUUAUUAUUUUAUAUAAAAAGAAAUAUUUAUUUUAAAAGGCAUCUUAAAAUAUUGCCCUUUUUUAAAGAAAUCUUUUUUGUUGCUACAGAAAAGGGUGACAAAUCAGAUGCAUAUGUUCACUAUAAAAUAGAAAAUAUAUUAACGUUUGAAAUUAA